Messenger RNA from Diachasmimorpha longicaudata, 2031 nucleotides. Its product is annotated as stAR-related lipid transfer protein 7, mitochondrial-like. The record is from RefSeq and is a predicted model, not a curated record. NCBI's taxonomy places the organism in Eukaryota, Metazoa, Arthropoda, Insecta, Hymenoptera, Braconidae. Gene Ontology annotation, molecular function: lipid binding. The coding region runs from base 1 to 1419 and encodes 472 amino acids. The transcript is spliced from 3 exons.
AUGAACAUCUCGAGAACUCUUUUACGUCACAUGAGCCCGAAGGCUCGUUGUGCUGGUAAUGUAACCUACCUGACGACCUCCAGACACUACUCAGGUUACACUAAUAGAAUGGGUAUUUGGUUGAGAGACCACAGUAUCGAGGUUACGAGGGCCUGCACAAGACAAUUGGAGUUCAUUGUUGCUCAGAGGGUACGCAGGAGCCUCCAAUUGUUUGGAUUAUGGACGAAGAUUUGGGACGAUGUGGCUCUGAAAGAGUUCCUGAGAACCUGGAGGAAGAGAUUGAGGAGGAAUGGGAAGGAGUUUUUGUUCAGUUCGGUUGGGGUGACGAUGUUCAACUGGGAGAGGGAUAGAAUUGACAAUCAGGAAUUAUAUAGCUAUGCCAAUGAGAUAGAAGCUAUUCACAAGCUCAAGGAGGCGACUGUUGUUUGCGAGGAUUGCCAUCACAGACUGGUCGUCGAUAAGGCACAACCUGAUGUUGAUUACUGCGAUUGCAAGGAGAAGGUGGCUAAGGUGAAUGGGCUUGAGUGGAAGCCCUUCAUCGAGAGGAAAGACAUGCUCAUAUGGAGGAGAGAGGAGCCAGAUACUGGGGGACUUUAUGCUUAUAAAAUCCUGGGGACUUUUUCUGAUGUGUCUGCAGAUGAAUUCCUUAGGGUCCAGGUGGAUGUCCACUACAGGAAAGAGUGGGAUACCACUGCUAAGAGGCUUGAGAUCAUUGAUACUGAUCCUGAAGGUGUGACUGAUGAGAACCAGAGGAGUGACGUUAUCUAUUGGGAGAUGAUUUGGCCUAGACUUUUCUCCAAUCGCGAUUACGUUUAUCAGAGACGUUGGGUUCUGGAUAAAGAGAAGGGGAUCGUCGUCAUUGUCAGCAGGGGCAUCCAGCAUCCUGCUGCUCCAGACAGACCAGACACCUACAGGGUUAACUCGUAUUGGUCGUACAUGGUUAUUAAACCCUGUAAGGAUUUCAAUGAACCUGGGAUUGAGUUUGGGUUGACCUAUUUCGAGGAUCCUGGGGUCAAUAUACCAUAUACUGUGAGUUCCUGGGUCGCAAUGAGUGGUUUGCCUGAUUUCCUGAACAAAAUGAGGCAGGCUGCGAAGGACUAUAAGUACUACAUAGCAAAAAAUAAAAAACCAGAAGAAGUCCCCGACCUCAGCGAAGAAACUGAUGCUUCAAAUGGUGAAAUAGUGCUCAACAGCCAACCAAACGUCGUGAUAAAAGAACCAGUAUCCCAAGACAUGGGGAUGGAUCCUGCUGUAGAUCCACAAAUUCCCCUAAAUUCCAAUGAAAACAUCACCAAGAGCAUCGAUCCUUGUGAAGUGGAAAUGCAAUCAACAAGUGACGCCGACGAAUUAUCUGAACAGAUGGUUGAGAAACAGAGUAACUAUUUGAGAUAUAUUUUCCUGACCAAGCUGUUUGCAUGACGAUUGUACACAUUUUCAUCGUCUAAUAAUAGCACUGGCGAUGAAAAUAAAUCAAACGUUGUGCUCUCAGGUAAAGCUGAUCGGUUUACAUCACCUUCUGGUGGUCAGUAGGUUUUUAGGACGCCUUGAGCGAAUCAUCCUAAAGAGAACUCAAAUUAACCCCUGAUUUUAAGACAGUGAAAUAGUGAAAAAUUUAGUUUUAUAUGAUGAGGUGUUUGUUUUUGUGGAACUACCUAAAAAAGAGAUCAUGUAAUGAUCGAAUGUGUAUCGAUUGAUCUGUUGAACAGAAUAUUUUUCAUCGUACUAGCCAAAAUUUUCAAUUGUUUUACAAUUCGAUUGAUUUACUUUUAAUUAACGCAGGCUUCUCACAUUCUUCAAUUGUAAAUUUACCGAACAAACAAGUGAAAUUAAUUUUUCUUUAUUGUCUCACCGAUAAACUAUUUUGUACAUAAAUUCGGUGUUGUAUAGAUGUUAAUAGUAAUGUUUUACAUUUGUCACGCAAGAAAAAAUUCCGCUGAACAAUUGGUUGAAGCAUCUGUAUGAUAAAAAAAAUUGAUACAUAAAUCUGUAAACGAAACCAACGUUUCUUUAAUACAUUCCAUUAAUAAUUUA